GUUGUUUUUUCCAUCUUACUCCAUCUUUUUUUUUUUUCUGUACCAUGGCUGAUUUUAACGCUGUUGCUAAGGCCUUUGUAGAAUUCUAUUAUCAAACCUUUGAUACUAGUCGACAAAAUUUGACUAGUCUUUAUCGAAACAACUCCAUGUUGACUUUUGAAGGACAACAAUUCCAAGGUGCCGCAAAUAUUACUGAAAAGUUGGUGAGUCUUCCUUUCCAAAAAGUAGCUCAUAGAAUCUCCACUAUUGAUGCUCAACCUUCUGCUGCCGAUAAUUCCAUUCUUGUCAUUGUGUCUGGUCAACUUUUGAUUGAUGAAGAAUCCAAUCCUCAAAUGUUCAGUCAAACUUUCCUUUUGAUGCCUGAAGGUGGUUCUUUCUUUGUCUUCAAUGAUAUGUUCCGAUUGAUCUAUGGUGCUUAGAUCAAUUAUCUUAUUUUUUUUUAAUAUAGUGUCCCCCUUUUUUUUUUUUUGCCUUCAACAUUAUUUUAUAUCAUUUUUCCCACCUUAUCUUUUGUUUUUAUCCCAUCAGAAUAAAGGAUCCUAUUUAGGUGGUGUUACUAUUA
This is a messenger RNA of Halteromyces radiatus, 562 nucleotides long. RefSeq lists its product as uncharacterized. The transcript is spliced from 4 exons. The coding region runs from base 45 to 419 and encodes 124 amino acids. Gene Ontology annotation, cellular component: nuclear pore central transport channel. NCBI's taxonomy places the organism in Eukaryota, Fungi, Mucoromycota, Mucoromycetes, Mucorales, Cunninghamellaceae. Gene Ontology annotation, biological process: protein import into nucleus. The record is from RefSeq and is a predicted model, not a curated record.